AUGACUAAGCCAGAAAAGAUCCUCACGCGCAAAAUAAAAAAACGUGAGAAAAAGAAGUUGAAUUUAGUAAACAAAAAAGCAAACGGUGUUUCCAACGAGGUACCAGAAACGGUACUGCAAGAAGUUGUUACUUCAAAAAGAUCAUGUGAGGUUAAUGAAAAAUCACCCCCCAAAAAGAAAAAGAAGAAUCUUACACACAAAGUGAAAAUUGAACCACAACCAUUGAAAGAAGAAAGAGAAAGUAAAGCAGAAAAUGGGUCUGAAAAUGAAAGCAGUGAUUUGGAAAAUGAGUCUAAGACCAAUUUUGAUGAAAGUCAGUUACCUGGAUCUAGCUUAUGUCUUGGGAUUUUAUCCGAUCAAAAAUUUACAUCUUUAGAAGGCAAGGUCUGCGAAUCUACUUUGAAGAGUAUAAAAGAAAUGGGAUUUACCACCAUGACAGAAAUUCAGGCAAAAGCAAUCCCACCACUGAUUGAGGGCAGGGACCUUGUGGGUUCAGCUAGAACUGGAUCAGGAAAAACCUUAGCUUUUCUUAUACCAGUCAUUGAACUGAUUUACAAACUUCAAUUUAAACCAAGAAAUGGUACUGGUGCUAUCAUUCUGUCACCAACAAGAGAGUUAGCUAUGCAAACAUUUGGAGUAUUAAUGGAAUUGAUGAAAUAUCAUCAUCACACGUAUGGCCUGGUAAUGGGUGGUGCUAACAGAAGUACUGAGGCCAAGAAGUUAUAUAACGGUAUAAAUAUUCUAGUAGCAACACCUGGACGAUUGUUAGAUCAUUUACAAAACACACCAGACUUUUUGUACAAAAAUCUGCAAUGCCUUGUCAUUGAUGAGGCUGAUAGGAUAUUGGAAAUUGGUUUUGAAGAAGAAGUUAAGCAGAUCAUCAAGUUGAUGCCAAAACGCCGUCAGACAAUGUUGUUCAGUGCCACACAGACAAAGAAAACCGAGGCUCUGACCGCCCUGGCUAUAAAACAAGAACCAAUUUAUGUAGGUGUCGAUGAUCACAGGGAACAGGCUACUGUAGAUUCUUUAGAGCAAGGCUACAUCGUGGUUCCAGCUGAUAAACGUUUGAUGGUUCUAUUCACAUUCCUUAAGAAGAACAGAAAGAAAAAGGUGAUGGUAUUCUUCUCUACGUGUAUGUCAGUAAAAUAUCACAAUGAACUCUUCAACUAUAUUGAUCUACCUGUUAUGUCUAUACACGGAAAGCAACAACAGACAAAACGUACAACAACGUUCUUCCAGUUCUGCAAUGCCGAAACUGGUAUAUUGUUAUGUACAGAUGUAGCUGCUAGAGGUCUGGACAUACCUGCAGUUGACUGGAUUGUACAAUAUGACCCUCCAGAUGAUCCCAAGGAAUAUAUCCAUCGUGUCGGCAGAACUGCAAGAGGCCUUGGAACCAGCGGACAGGCGCUAUUAUUUUUGCGCCCUGAAGAACUUGGUUUCCUCAGGUAUUUGAAGCAAUCGAGGGUUGCGCUAAAUGAUUAUGAAAUCUCUUGGAAUAAAGUUGCCAAUAUACAACAGCAGCUAGAGAAAUUAAUAUCCAAAAACUACUACCUUAACCAAUCUGCGAAAGAAGCGUUCAAGAGUUACUUGCGAGCAUACGACUCGCAUCAUCUCAAAACAAUAUUCGACAUCGAUACUAUAGACAUGGCGCAAGUUUCAAAGUCUUUCGGCUUUGUAGUACCACCAGCUAUCGAACUAAAGGUAGCGAAUAAGGGACCUCCCCAGAAGAGGAAAGGAGGGGGAGGUUAUGGAUACUACAAGUCACUAAAUGCUCCAUCUAACUUUAAAAAUAAAGCAGAUAAAACUAAAAUAUACAGACAAAAGGGCAACAACAAAAAGUCCUUCAGUUGA
Messenger RNA from Arctia plantaginis, 1851 nucleotides. Lineage: Eukaryota; Metazoa; Arthropoda; Insecta; Lepidoptera; Erebidae. The record is from the annotation of a GenBank genome assembly.